AUGUCACUCAGACGAUCAGCACGGCUGGGGUCUAUGCCAGCCAAGGUCCCACAGAUCUCGAGUAACGCAAGAAUUCAGCACAGCGCAGUGACCAAACCACGCAAAGCAACCAAGCCUAAGAUCACACAACCAAAGCCAAAGGCAUCAUAUUGGUCACCGGAGCCAGAGAAGGCAAACCAAGAAACCGAGCCAAAGCUCUCGGCAACUAACCCUCACCUCAGACCAUCCACGCCUCCUCCCCUCGACCGCCCCGUGGAUCCCCACCGGACAAACGCAACUCUCCUCACCCCUCAUGGAUCAACAGUGAACGCCUACCCAGCCCAUGCAGAAGAUGCCUCACCCACGAAGACCGGUCUCCCCCGACCCCUCGCUACGACGGGGACUCUGCUCGAAAAAGCGACGGCGCACUUGAUCGCGACAGAUCCCCGCUUGACGACAGUAAUAUCACAGCACCCGUGUCCACUCUUCUCGCCUGUUGGAUUGGCAGAGGAAAUCGACCCAUUUAACAGUCUGACCAGCAGUAUUAUCGGACAACAAGUCUCUGGUGCAGCGGCCAAGUCUAUCCGCAACAAAUUUCUCGCAUUGUUCGAUUUGCCUGAGACUAUUGCUCCGGAUGGACAUCGGCAUGACAAGUUCCCAACCCCAGACCGAGUGGCUCAAUGUGAUAUUCCCACGCUACGCUCGGCGGGUCUGUCACAGCGCAAAGCGGAGUAUAUCCAGGGUCUUGCGGAGAAGUUUGCAAAUGGAGAGCUUGGGGCGAGAAUGUUGGCCAGAGCGACUGACGAAGAACUGUUUGAGAAACUGAUUGCCGUGAGGGGCUUGGGAAAGUGGUCUGUUGAGAUGUUCGCUAUGUUCGCACUCAAGCGCAUUGAUGUCUUCUCCACUGGUGAUUUAGGUGUACAGUAA
This is a messenger RNA of Penicillium olsonii, 906 nucleotides long. The record is from the annotation of a GenBank genome assembly. NCBI's taxonomy places the organism in Eukaryota, Fungi, Ascomycota, Eurotiomycetes, Eurotiales, Aspergillaceae.